Molecule: messenger RNA, 579 nt
Organism: Saccharomycopsis crataegensis
Lineage: Eukaryota; Fungi; Ascomycota; Saccharomycetes; Ascoideales; Saccharomycopsidaceae
Gene: DDP1
Product: polyphosphatase DDP1
Exons: 2
Coding region: 1-579 (192 amino acids)
Biological process (GO): diphosphoinositol polyphosphate metabolic process; adenosine 5'-(hexahydrogen pentaphosphate) catabolic process; diadenosine pentaphosphate catabolic process
Cellular component (GO): nucleus; cytoplasm
Molecular function (GO): bis(5'-adenosyl)-hexaphosphatase activity; endopolyphosphatase activity; bis(5'-adenosyl)-pentaphosphatase activity
Source: RefSeq, a predicted model, not a curated record
AUGUCAGGUAUAAACAAGGAGUCACAGUCCCGUGUCGGUCGGGAGAAUCAAGCUUAUGCCUCUAAUGGCUCACGUCUUGUUGCUGGUGGUGUAAUCUUAUCCGCGGAUCAUGAACGUGUGUUGAUGAUCUCUUCCACUGAUAAGCGUAGAUGGAUCAUUCCAAAAGGGGGAGUGGAGUUAGAUGAGGUUGAAGAUUAUAGCAAAGCGGCCAUCAGGGAAACUUGGGAAGAAGCUGGUGUCGACGGUAGAGUUGCAAAAUACCUUGGAAAAAUCAAUGAUCAUCGAAUGAUUAAAACUCUGGGAUGUGAAGGCAACUCCAAAUCUUUUCCCCCCUUAGCAUCAUCCGUAGAGUAUGCGGACCCUAAUAAUUUCAUCACCAAAGAUGGCACUAAGCUUGUUCCAAGGAGUGAGUAUCACUUUUAUGAAAUGGCUCUUGUUAAGAUCUACACAGAAUGGCCAGAGAAACAUAAAAGAGAUCGUCACUGGUUCGACUACGCUACUGCAAAAAGAGAGCUUGAGAAGAAUGAUGGGCUGGAAUUGCUUGAAGCAUUAGAAAAAAGUUCAAUCGUGAAAGAUUGA